UCCAGUGCAGGUGGCGUACAUCCUGAUCAUUUGACAACAUUCACCGUCUUUUCUUACAGAAAACAAACAUGUAAUAGAUUUUUACAGAGCGAGAUUUUUGUCCAUUACGGAGCAGACUAGUUUGUGGCGGGUGUAGACUAUUUCCUGGAGACAUUAAAGUCAACAGAAGGAAAGCACAAACGGCUUAUUUGCUGAUGGACGUAUUAUUGUGCGUUUUGGUUGUGCCAUCGUAUUGCUAUUUUGCUCCGUCGGUAUGGACAUGUAGCUAAUGUGGAGUUGUCUGUAAAACAUCGUCGACUUUCUCCAUGUUGAAUAGUGUGUUUUGUGCUCGGAAAGGGAACUGAGGUCGCACACCCUGCAGGCCUUACUGUGGUUUCUACUUUGAAACAUUAGCAGGGUUUUUGGGUCAGUUUGCUUACAAGUAAGUCAGGACAGGAGUUUACACGGCACACACGGUUACUGCUUCACGUCACGAUGAGUUUCUUUAGUUUUGGACAAAGUGCAGAGAUUGAUGUGGUCCUCAAUGACGCCGAGACGAGGAAGAAGACUGAACACAAGACUGAAGAUGGGAAGAAAGACAAAUACUUUCUCUUCUAUGACGGUGAGACUGUCAGUGGGAAGGUGAAUGUCACACUGAAGAACCCUGGCAAGAGGCUCGAGCACCAGGGCAUCAAGAUUGAAUUUGUGGGCCAAAUAGAGCUGUAUUACGACAGAGGAAACCAUCAUGAGUUUGUUUCCCUGGUGAAAGAUCUUGCAAGACCGGGUGAAAUAACUCAGUCGCAGACCUUCGACUUUGAGUUCACUCAUGUUGAAAAACCUUACGAGUCCUACACAGGCCAGAAUGUCAAGCUAAGAUAUUUUCUUCGUGCCACAGUGAUCAGAAGACUAAAUGACAUCAGUAAAGAGAUGGACAUCGUGGUCCACACGUUGAGCACUUACCCUGAGCUCAACUCCUCCAUCAAAAUGGAAGUUGGAAUUGAGGAUUGUCUCCACAUUGAGUUCGAGUACAACAAAUCCAAGUACCAUCUGAAAGAUGUAAUCGUGGGAAAAAUCUAUUUCCUGCUGGUGAGGAUUAAGAUUAAGCACAUGGAGAUUGACAUCAUCAAACGUGAGACAACAGGCACCGGCCCAAGUGUAUACCACGAAAAUGACACGAUCGCCAAGUAUGAGAUCAUGGACGGAGCUCCGGUCAGGGGAGAGUCCAUCCCAAUCCGGUUAUUCCUGGCUGGUUAUGAUCUGACUCCCACCAUGCGAGACAUCAACAAGAAGUUCUCUGUGCGGUAUUAUCUGAACCUGGUGCUGAUCGACGAGGAGGAGAGACGCUACUUCAAACAGCAGGAAAUCACACUGUGGAGGAAAGGUGACGUGGUGAGGAAGAGCAUGUCUCAUCAGGCCGCCAUCGCCUCUCAGCGGUUCGAGGGCUCGGCUGCCUCAGAGAGCGCCUUGGAACAGGCUGCAAAGGAGGAGAGCGGGUAGACGAGAGCCGCAGCCCUCCAGUCUCCUCUCACAAGACUCGUCUGCGUCAGAUUACCUGUCAACUGUACAACAUCUGGUGAAGCAGCUGUUUUAUUUGUAGCGGCUGCUGGUGGUGGUGGAGGGAGGAAGAAGGGAGACCGAUACACAGUAAUACAUUCAGUAUGUGAACAAUGAAACAGUUUGCAUGAGGCAUUCAAAGUGGCUUCAGGCUGCUGGUCUUGACCUUCCUCAUUAAUGCAUUUUUCUUUUCUUUAUGGGAAUCAAACUAAUCACCUGUCGCAAUGUACACUGUGUUAAAACCUUUCAUGUGAUAUAUGUUGAAUUUUUAAGCCUUCUGUCGGUUACUUUCAUGCUUUUUGGGAUAAAUUCAUUUCUAAUCUCUUUAAUUAAUGCAGUUGAAUUGUCAUGAAUUUUUCAGAAAUGUAUCUCCAACAUUCCACCAUUGUUGAAUGCAUUCCUAACACUGUUAUGAGGUCAAGAAAUCUGAGAUAACUUUGCACUGCUUUAACUUGCUGAACACAUUUUUCUCUUUGUGUGUGUUUGCACAAAAAAAAAAAAUAAUGAAAGCAGAAAAUUUCCUUUUUGAGCGAGAGGGCUGAAGUAUUAUGAUCUGUAAAUAAGACCAGCUAAAACCUUUUAUCCUGUUCCAGCUUGUGUACAUUGAUUAUGCAGUACAGGGUGCCACACGAUGACCUUUCAUGUUCAUAUGCUUUGCCUCGGCAUUCCAGCGGUGUUAGGAAAGGGUGUUUGUAUUAAGGUCCGAUAGUAUGAAGUCUUCUGUAUCCUCUUUAUUAGAGACUUGAAAGUUGUGCCUAAGUGUGUCAAGCAAAUGAAAUCCUCCUGCCUCUUUAACAUAAUUUUAGUCUUUUAACCAGAGAAAAAGUUACAGUAGAACUAUCUAUCUUUUGCAAAAUGCUAAUUAAUUAUUCCCUGUCCCUGAAAGUCAAAUAAAUUGAUGCCAAAUGGGAAAAAAA
Messenger RNA from Epinephelus lanceolatus (giant grouper), 2450 nucleotides. RefSeq names its product vacuolar protein sorting-associated protein 26B-like. NCBI's taxonomy places the organism in Eukaryota, Metazoa, Chordata, Actinopteri, Perciformes, Serranidae. The record is from RefSeq and is a predicted model, not a curated record. Gene Ontology annotation, biological process: intracellular protein transport.